Molecule: messenger RNA, 1080 nt
Organism: Lingula anatina
Lineage: Eukaryota; Metazoa; Brachiopoda; Lingulata; Lingulida; Lingulidae
Source: RefSeq, a predicted model, not a curated record
AGACACUUCCGGUGGUAUUUCCCACAGCGAGUGGUGUCACUUUGAAACUUGCACCGUCAUCAAGAGAAUGAAUGCUGAAGAGAGAUGGAUACUAGAAUAUGCUUGUCGACAUAAAAUGCACCAAGUCUUACAUGUCCUAUGUAAGAAGUACCCCGAUGGUCUAGACACGUUUCAAGUUGCUCCAGUUUAUCAAGGCUUAGCAGCUCUGCUAUUUGUUGUCACAGACUGGCAACUGAAGGACUUUCAGGGUGCAAUGGAAAUACUUGAUGUUCUGUACAUUUUUGCUGAAGAAGUCAUUCCUUACACACUCUUUUCAAUGCUGAUGACUGGUUUGAGAACUAUGCACUUAUUCCAUUUGUUGAAAACCAAGGGUGAAGACAUUUUGGCAAAACUAAAUGAAUAUUUUCCUCGAAAUGGCAGAGAGUUGAAGAUACAAAGAGUACUACACAAGAGAGAGAUCGAAUUUAGAAAGCUGUUCAUCUCCCUGGUUGCAGAUGAAGACAGGUGUGCAGACUACUUGAAGCAUAGGUAUAGGGAGGACUUUGGGCAAGAUUUUAAGGACUCUGUGCGAAGGCUGGUAAAUGAAUUUGUUUCUAAGAUUGAAGAGAUCCUGCCUCCUACAACAAUUGAUAUGAUUUUAGCUGGUGAGAGGCCUUCCAUGAGGGAUCUCUCUACACCCACAUCAGAGAACAUGGAAAUUGUUCUGGAUUUAAUUCUCAGUAAAGAGCAGCCCACGGCAGACGACUUUGUGGCUGUUCUGGAGGAGAUGUGGCAGACAGAGCACAGACAGAAGAGAAAGAUGAAACAUACUGACAUCAGCACAGAUGGUUUAAAACUGAGGUAGAUAGAGUUCAUUCGGUUUAUAGAAGAUAUGAUUACAUUUAAUUAUAAUGUCUCUUUGCCAUAAAGAUGUAAAAGAUUAAGAUCUAAUAUUAUGUAUGCAUGCAUUUUAAAUUAUACGUGUAAACAGUAUAUUGUAAAAUUAAGAUAGCUGGUCUUUGUCUUGGACAUGUUUCGUAUAGAUUUUAAUGGAUUUUGAUUAUGUUUUAUAAUGCUUUUGGUUGCGUCAUGUAGUGUCAA